AAAUCUCGAGAGACCUCAGGUUGCAUGAUGGAGUUUGACCAUUACCUCAAGAGGUUUUAUGUUUUGGAUUAGCUAAUUGUGUUAUUCCUCUGCUGACUGUUUCUUUGGACUCACUUCUUCGUGUCCUUCUGAGGCAAUAAACUCAAAGGGAUUACACCAUGGACUACAAGGAGAGCUGUGCAAGUGUAAGCAUCCCCAGCUCUGAUGAACACAGAGAGAAAAAGAAGAGGUUUACUGUUUAUAAAGUUCUGGUCUCAGUGGGCAGGAGUGAGUGGUUUGUCUUCAGGAGAUAUGCAGAGUUUGAUAAACUUUACAAUACUUUAAGGAAACAAUUUCCUGCUAUGGCUCUGAAGAUUCCUGCCAAGAGAAUAUUUGGUGAUAAUUUUGAUCCAGAUUUUAUUAAACAGAGAAGAGCAGGAUUGAAUGAGUUCAUUCAGAACUUAGUUAGGCAUCCAGAGCUUUACAACCAUCCAGAUGUCAGAGCAUUCCUUCAAAUGGACAGUCCAAAACAUCAGUCAGAUCCAUCUGAGGAUGAGGAUGAAAGAAGUACUCAGAAGCUACUCUCUACCUCACAGAACAUCAACCUGGGACCAUCUGGAAAUCCUCAUGCUAAACCAACAGACUUUGAUUUCUUAAAAGUUAUUGGAAAAGGCAGCUUUGGCAAGGUUCUUCUUGCAAAACGGAAACUGGAUGGAAAAUUUUAUGCUGUCAAAGUGUUACAGAAAAAGAUAGUUCUCAAUAGAAAAGAGCAAAAACACAUUAUGGCUGAACGAAAUGUGCUCUUGAAAAAUGUGAAACAUCCAUUUUUGGUUGGAUUACAUUAUUCUUUCCAAACAACUGAAAAGCUUUAUUUUGUUCUGGAUUUUGUUAAUGGAGGGGAGCUGUUUUUUCACUUACAAAGAGAGCGGUCCUUUCCUGAACACAGAGCUCGGUUUUAUGCUGCUGAGAUUGCCAGUGCAUUGGGUUACUUGCACUCCAUCAAAAUAGUGUACAGAGACUUGAAACCAGAAAAUAUUCUCUUGGAUUCAGUAGGACAUGUCGUCUUAACAGAUUUUGGGCUUUGUAAAGAAGGAAUUGCUAUUUCUGACACCACAACAACAUUUUGUGGGACACCAGAGUACCUAGCCCCUGAAGUGAUCAGGAAACAGCCCUACGACAACACUGUGGAUUGGUGGUGCCUGGGCGCUGUCCUGUAUGAGAUGCUCUAUGGACUGCCUCCUUUUUAUUGCCGAGACGUGGCUGAAAUGUAUGACAAUAUUCUUCACAAGCCUCUAAAUUUGAGGCCAGGAGUGAGCCUCACUGCCUGGUCCAUUCUGGAAGAACUCCUAGAGAAAGACAGGCAAAAUCGACUUGGUGCCAAAGAAGACUUUCUUGAAAUUCAGAAUCAUCCCUUUUUUGAGUCACUCAGCUGGACUGAUCUUGUGCAGAAGAAGAUUCCACCACCAUUUAAUCCUAACGUGGUGGGACCAGAUGAUAUCAGGAACUUUGAUGCAGUGUUUACAGAAGAAACAGUUCCGUAUUCUGUCUGUGUGUCGUCUGACUAUUCCAUAGUGAACGCCAGCGUACUGGAGGCAGAUGAUGCCUUUGUUGGUUUCUCUUACGCGCCUCCUUCAGAAGACUUAUUUUUGUGAACAGUCUGCCCUCCAGAAACCGUUAAGCAAAUAUAAGCCUACAGAUGAGACGGAAACUCCUGUUUGUGUGAAUAUAUUCAAAUAUGUUUAACUAGUGCCUCAUUUUUACAUGUAAUGUUUAAAACUAUGAAAAAUGUAUUUUCUGCUGUAUGCAAGAAAAUAGGGCAUUUCAAAGAGCUAAGUUUUGGAUUAAAAUUUGUAUUCUUGUUUAUUAAGCUUAUUUUUAAACAAAUUUUAAAAGCUGUUGUUCUUAGCACUAACCUAUUUUUUAAAAAAAAAACCUUUUGCUAAUGACUGUUUUUUUCCCCUCUGGGUUUACACUAACAUCUACCCAAGAUCGGCUGUUUUUCAGCAGUCUGUUUCAGUUCAGUUAACGUAUAUUAAUGCCUUUGUAGCUCUCUACUUUGACCUUUGUUCUCUAAUCACAACUAUGCAAUUGGUACAUGGUUGUUUAAGAAAAAACCGUAUCUUCCCAUAAUGAAUCACUGUUUGACUAAUCAUUCCUUGGUAGGAUUAAAAUAUAAAAGCAUAGUUAAUUCAUUGGCUGCUAGCUGAUGCUUUGGAUAACUGUUCACUCUACAGAUCAAAAUAAGAAGUAACAAGAGGAAAUUCUAUGUUUCUGAAAUACCAGUUCAAAUUUGUGAAUUAUUUUUCCUCUGGAGGAAAAGUGAAAGUUUAAUAGUUAGAAAAUUUAAGUAUUCCCAAAGAUCUGAAGGGAAAUAAAGUAACUGCUGGAUUUUUUUUUAGGUGGUGCCAAAAAUGAAUGUCUCUGUUUCAUGUAUUUAUAUUACCAAUACAUUAUAUUUAUGUUCUUUUUUGGUCUUUUGAAUAUUUAAUAUAUUGUUAAGUAGGUCUAAAUCUUGGUAUUUGCUUUUGCAAAUAGUUGUUCUUCCUAAUUGGUUGAUAAGUGACAAGAAUAUUGCACUGUCUGUUUACCUAAUUGGGAAUCAAAAGAAUAGCAAAUUAUGGGUCAGUAUAAAUCUAUACAAUUUUACUACAGUGUAACAAAAGUUAACAUAAUUUAGGCAGAUACAUAGUAUCUUAUUUAUCUUAGAAAAAGUACAGGAAAUAGACCUUUAAAAUCAUACUUAAAACCAAUUUGUGUAUUUGUAAAAAAGGAGUAUCUACAGAAAACUAAAACUUAUGCUUACCUUGGGGUUCUGACUCUUAGUUUAGAGACUUUUCAAGUCUUGUAGGAAACUGUGAAAGAGUUCAGUGACACAGUGUUGAUGCCUCAAGAACAAGCGUUCUUUCAUGUAAUUUUCUCUGGAGAAAGAAAUUAUAGAAUUCCCUUUAGCUUAAAAUUUUUCCACAGAAGCGGGGACGGGAGAGUGUACUUUUGUUAGACUAGUAAUAUUUGCAUUCAAUACACUGAAUCUUCCUUUAGAGGUAAGACUUUAAUAGCAACACUGUAAAUAUUUGGUUUAUUUGGCACUACUGUAAGUUCUGCUUUUAUACAAAGCUCUUUGCUUAUUGUAAAGCAAAAUAAAAACUGUAGUUUCUUGUAUGAUUUUUUUACUCAGCUGUUCCUUAAACUGCCAGAAAUUAAAGUGCAAUAUUGUAUGUUUUUAACAACAGAUUUUAAAUAGAAUAUUGAUGUUUCUUCGGUCACAAGAAAUACAGAUCUUAUAACUAUAAUAAAAACUAGCAAAAAGAUUAA
Messenger RNA from Odocoileus virginianus texanus, 3291 nucleotides. The record is from RefSeq and is a predicted model, not a curated record. Lineage: Eukaryota; Metazoa; Chordata; Mammalia; Artiodactyla; Cervidae.